Eleginops maclovinus (Patagonian blennie) is the source of this 522-nucleotide messenger RNA. Its product is annotated as cytochrome c oxidase subunit 8B, mitochondrial. Bases 87 to 299 code for a protein of 70 amino acids. Gene Ontology annotation, biological process: mitochondrial electron transport, cytochrome c to oxygen. Lineage: Eukaryota; Metazoa; Chordata; Actinopteri; Perciformes; Eleginopidae. The transcript is spliced from 2 exons. Gene Ontology annotation, cellular component: mitochondrion. The record is from RefSeq and is a predicted model, not a curated record.
CGACCUCUGCGUUGAUCCACUUCCUCCUUACAUAAUCCGUUUCUUCACAACCGAGAACACAGCAACGCUUCACCGCAGCAAAAAACAUGUCAGGGCUCCUAAGGAUCGUCACCAGGCGCGCUGCUCCUGUACUGAGGGGACACACCAUCACUCAGAAGGCCAAUGUCUUCGGUGCCCCGGCCAAGGAGAAUAUCGGCCCAGUAGAAACUGGUAUUGCUCUCGCUAUGUUCUCCCUGGCCAUUCUGGGACCAUCUGGCUGGAUCCUGGCCCACCUCGAGGACUACAAAAAGAAACAGUAGAAUGGACAUUUUAACAGUAUCUUACCUUGUGUCUCCGGAGACAACCUGGGACCAUCACCAGAACAUGGAACACGUUUUACAUUUAGACUCUACCUCUCUCACAAUUCCACUCCACAUACCCUAAAGAAAGCAACUGUUUACUAAAUUGACUGAUACAUGAAACAUUGUAUUGUAGUUCUUUCCUCUUAAACAGUACUGUUACAAGAAUAAAUGUUAAACAACA